Molecule: messenger RNA, 1461 nt
Organism: Cajanus cajan (pigeon pea)
Lineage: Eukaryota; Viridiplantae; Streptophyta; Magnoliopsida; Fabales; Fabaceae
Product: 2-oxoglutarate-dependent dioxygenase 19
Source: RefSeq, a predicted model, not a curated record
CUUCUAAGUUCCAUGCAGUCUAACUUGUGACGUACGUGAUAGUUAUGCAACAAAUGCACAGAUGAACAGUGGCUAACUUAAUGUUGGACACGUUUCAGUCUUUGAGAUAAGCAUGAACCGAGUGAAGAAAAUAACACAUAAGAAAGAAGCCUCAUUGGUUCACUUCAACUUGUUGGUCACUUCACCCUCUCUUCAUUAUUAUCAAAUUCCUCUAAUAUGGCUUCAACCGCUCCUCAUGAACAUAGCCAAGUACAAUCCAACAACAAAACGAGUUUCACAAGCGUGAAAUCACUCACCGAAUCACCAGAACUCACUUCCCUCCCACCCUCAUACAUCUUCACCACCAACUCAGAUGAAGAAGAUCAUGAAAUAGUAUCAGAGCCAGAUAAAGAUGAUCCAAUCCCCAUCAUUGACUAUUCCCUCUUGGUUCUUGGCACACCUCAUGAACGUGCCAAGACCAUCCAUGACUUGGGCAGGGCUUGUGAGGAGUGGGGGUUCUUCAUGCUCAUCAAUCACUCAGUGGCAAAGAGCGUCAUGGAGAAAAUGGUUGAUCAAGUUUUUGCUUUCUUCAAUCUUAGAGAGGAGGAGAAGCAAGAGUAUGCAAGUAAGGAUGUGAUGGACCCUAUAAGGUAUGGCACAAGCUCCAAUGUUUCAAUGGACAAAGUCUUGUUCUGGAGGGAUUUCCUUAAAAUCGUGGUGCAUCCAGAGUUUCACUCACCUGAUAAACCACUAGGCUUCAGGGAGGCAGCAGCAGAGUACUGUAGAAGAACCUGGAAAGUGGGAAAGGAACUGCUGAAAGGAAUAUCAGAAAACUUGGGAUUGGAAGCCAAUUACAUAGAGAAUACAAUGAACCUAGAUUAUGGUUUGCAAAUGAUAGCAGCAAAUCUAUAUCCACCUUGUCCACAACCUGAGCUUGCAAUGGGAAUACCCCCACAUUCUGAUCACGGCCUCUUGAACAUCCUCAUGCAGAACGGGGUUAGUGGCCUUCAAGUGCUUCACAAUGGCAAGUGGAUCAACGUCACUUCUACUCCAAACUGUUUCUUACUCUUUGUAUCUGAUCACCUUGAGGUUGUGAGCAAUGGCAAGUACAAGAGUGUAUUACAUCGAGCAGUUGUGAGCAACAAAGCUACGAGAAUGUCCCUGGCAAUAGUAAUUGCACCAUCCUUGGACACUGUGGUUGAACCAGCUAAAGAGUUGCUAGACGAUGAAAGAAAUCCAGCAGCGUACGUUGGGAUGAAACAUAGAGACUACAUGCAACUUCAGCGAAGCAACCGGCUUGAUGGGAAAUCUGUGCUAGACAAAGUUAAAAUCUGAAUUUGAAUCAUAUCAAGUGAUAGGUUCAAAAGUUUAAGUUUGGGACAAAUGUUUUGUAAAGUACAAUAAGCUAGCCAACAAGGGAUUUUGGUUUUCUACGAUGAAUCAGAUGAGAAGGACACCAUCAUUUGAUUUCACAUUCACAAA